CGGACAAUAGUUCAGACGGACCGUCCUUAUUAUUGUUCCGCUGCUAACUUUGUCAAUCGUUUUGUAUUCAUUUUUCUGUUGGCGCUAUCUUGAAUAUUGAUCUGAUGAAACAGGAAAGCAUAACCUAAACGGAUUACUGGAUUGAUUAUGGGUAUUUGGAUUGUUAAAUAAACUAAACCAAGAUAACCUUUAGCUAUAACUAGCUUACACAUUGUUUAUCUUGAAUGCAAAGGAGUUGCUAACUAGUAGCCAACUACUCUACUAGCUAACUAAUUGAGACUUUUAUGUUCAGAGACUUUAAGAGACUAUUGAGUGAGCGUCUAGCUAGUCUUAUUGACUUACUAAUCAUCUGGUUGACUUAAUGUCAGAGUCGUGAGUGUGUGAUAUAAAGCUGUAACGUUAGAGAUGUCAGAGAGGAGAAGAGACAGCCGUAGCUGGGACUGGGACAGUCCUCAGUGCCGGGCUCAGAUGGACCAGAUAUUUUUCCGUCGGCAUGACUACAUCCAGAACGGAACCACGGAACACAAAGAGUUCUGGAGUUUCUUCGAGCGCUUCCAGAGGUUCAAAACCAGGAAGGACAUGUCCGGGGGCAGCAGGAAGGAAGACAUGGAGGAGGGCAGAGAUAGGAAGAAGACUGUAGAUCUGGGUCUGCCUAAGGAAUAUGACGCCCGCUAUCGGAUCAACGUGUCAGUUUGUACCAAAGACACAGAGGAGAGGCUGGAGACGGGGAGGUCUGAUCAGAGACACAGCUCGUCAGGCCCAGGGAGUCAGGAGGUAGCUGACUGUCGCCUGGCUUUGCUACACUUCCUGGACUUCAGCCAGAGGCAGAGCUUUGGGAAGCUGGCCAAGUUGAGGACGGAGCAGAAAGCACUUCCUAUCUUCCAGUACCGGGACCGGAUCGUGGAGUUGGUGCGGGCUAACCCGGUAGUAGUGGUGGCGGGGGAUACAGGCUGUGGAAAGUCCACCCAGGUCCCCCAGUACCUCCUCUCCUCUGGGUUCAGUCACAUAGCUUGCACUCAGCCACGACGGAUUGCCUGUAUCUCCCUCGCCAAGAGGGUCAGCUUCGAGAGUCUCAACCAGUACGGCUCCAAGGUUGGGUAUCAGAUCCGUUUCGAGGGGACCCGUACCCCAUCCACCAAGCUGUUGUUCCUGACAGAGGGGUUACUACUGAGACAGAUACAGGCUGACGGUGACCUGGAGCAGUACCAGGCAAGGUGAAGGAGAUGAGUUUUGACCCGAAGGCGAAGAUGCAACGUCUGCAGGAGUUCUGGAUCAGCCGAGCCAGUUCUGAGCAGAGGAAAGGCCGGGCCGGGAGGACAGGACCCGGGGUGUGUUAUCGGCUCUAUUCUGAGUCCGACUACGAGGCCUUCGCACCUUACCCCGUCCCAGAGAUACACAGGGUGGCCCUGGACUCACUAGUACUACAGAUGAAGAGUAUGAGUCUGGGUGACCCACGAUCCUUUCUGUUUAUCGACCCUCCUCCUGCGGCCAGUAUCCAGACUGCAGUAACCUACCUCAGGGAACAGGGGGCGCUAGACGCUAGAGGAGAUCUCACCUCUAUAGGAAGCCUGCUGGCACAACUUCCUGUUGACGUGGUCGUAGGUAAGAUGCUGGUGCUGGGGUCAGUGUUUAACUUGGUGGAGCCGGUCCUGACAGUGGCUGCUGCCCUCAGUGUUCAGUCUCCAUUUCUCCGCUCCGCCCAACACAACCCUGACUGUGCCACAGCACGCCAGCCCCUGCACUCUAACCAGGGAGACCCCUUCACCCUGCUCAACACCUUCAACGCCUGGGUGCAGGUGAAGGGGGAGAGAGGAGGUGCCAGCAGGAAGUGGUGCAGGAGGAGAGGACUGGAGGAACAGAGGCUUUAUGAGAUGGUCAACCUACGGAGACAGUUCAAGGAGCUGUUGCGUAGUCAUGGUCUUGAGUGUGGAGAGAGGCUCCUCUGUGGGGAGCGCGGCAACGCAGGAGAGAGUGUUUCCACACACCGUAAACAAGCAGGGGUAGUGAUCCACCCCACCAGGUUGUUUGCCAGCGAACCCAGAGGUGCUGCACGUCCCUGAGGAGGGGACAGAGAGGGGCCUGACAAGGGUGAAGGCAGCAAACACCAGCUCCUAGCCUUCGUCACUCUACUUGAGACCAACAACCUUAUGUUCAUCUCACUGUCGUCCGCCCUGCAGAGUCCAGCCCUGCAGUCAGUACCGGUCAGUACCGUGGUCUCAGUCAGUCCCAGCCCUGCAGCGUCAGUACCGGGUCCAGUACCGGAGCAGUCCCAGCCCUGCAGGUCAGUACCGGGUUCAGUACGGUCAGAGUCCCCACCGUACCGGUCAGACCGGGUCAGAGUCCAGCCCUGCAGGUCAGUACCGGGUCAGUACCGGGUCAGAGUCCCAGCCCUGCAGGCCCUGUUGCUGGUAGCUAACUCCUUGGACAGUAAUGCUGACUGUACCCGGCUGGUGGUGGACGGCUGGUUGGAGGUAGGCCUGACAGGAGAGGGGGCUCUGAAGGUUCUGUCCACCUCCCUCACUCUCAGGGCCGACUGGGAGCGUCUCCUGCUAGCCCAGCUGGGACAGGGCACUCUGGGGGCUGGAGCCGGGAGCAGGGCCAAGGCUGGGAGGGGAGAGGGGCUAGGGGUACCUGGGCUCUCCCGUAAAGACCUGGAGAAACUCAGUGAAGCACUGGUCCGCUUCCUGCUGUACACUGAGGUGAGCUACAGUCUACGUCGUUUGACAGGCCUGCAGGUACAGAACCUCUACGUAGGUCCUCAGGCCCAGUCCGAGUUCUCUGAGCCCCAUGCCCCGAACCCCCUUUUCCCUGGGGUGGAGGCGCAACCUGACACCAUCAAGGGAGGCCUCCAAGUCACCAAAUACUUCACCUACAACUGUCUCACUGACUCUAAGGACCUCUACAGUGAGUGUCUGCGUACGUUCUGGUCCUGUCCUCACUGUGACCUGUACAGUCCUGUCACACCGCUGGAGAGGAUGAGCCACGAGGCCACCUGCAGGCCGCCUGGGGAACAGCAGGAAAACCAGGACAAAGAGGGUGACGAUGUGAAGGCAGCCUCCUCUUCGUUCUCUGUGUCCAGUCUGGCCAGAGUCUACCACUGUGAUGUCUGUGACAAGGACCUGACGCUCACUUCUACAGAGAUCCUCAAACACAAGAGACAGCACAUGCACUCUGGACGUUGAAACAGAGAUCCUUAAACACCAAGAGACAGCACGGGCACUCUGGACGUUGAAACAGAGAUCCUUAAACACCAAGAGACAGCACGUGCACUCUGGACGUUGAAACAGAGAUCCUUAAACACCAAGAGACGGCACGUGCACUCUGGACGUUGAAACAGAGAUCCUUAAUAAACACCAAGAAGACAGCACGUGCACUCUGGACGUUGAAACAGAGAUCCUUAAUAAACACCAAGAAGACAGCACGUGCACAUUGAGAGACACUAAAGUUUCCUGCCUAUAUCACCUGAUCAGGACAAAGUAAUGGCCUUCAAUUAACUGCUAUGGAGAAAUCAACAACACGAAGGGUUUAGUGAAUAAUGUUUUAUAAUAAAAUCAUAGAGUCACGCCUCUUU
Messenger RNA from Salvelinus sp. IW2-2015, 3571 nucleotides. NCBI's taxonomy places the organism in Eukaryota, Metazoa, Chordata, Actinopteri, Salmoniformes, Salmonidae. The record is from RefSeq and is a predicted model, not a curated record.